Messenger RNA from Anopheles stephensi (Asian malaria mosquito), 3542 nucleotides. RefSeq names its product transcription elongation regulator 1. The transcript is spliced from 7 exons. Lineage: Eukaryota; Metazoa; Arthropoda; Insecta; Diptera; Culicidae. Gene Ontology annotation, molecular function: transcription coregulator activity; RNA polymerase binding. Gene Ontology annotation, cellular component: nucleus. The coding region runs from base 128 to 3406 and encodes 1092 amino acids. The record is from RefSeq and is a predicted model, not a curated record.
GCGUUCGAUAUGUCAAUUUGUUGAUACCAAGCAGGAAAAAUGUUCUAGCUUCGGUCGCAGAAGAAUCGGAAUCAAUUGUGGUGCACUUGACUAUAGCUUCUGCCACAAACCUUGUGUGCUGAUCGCCAUGAGUGCUGAAGUAGCUGAAAAAGAAUUGCCGAACGAUGGGGAGAGUGUUGAUGAAGAAAAUAGUGCCGCUUCAGUCAAUGAACCAGCGGCAGAUUCGGCAUCGGAACAACAAACAUCUCCAUCAUCCAGGGAGGUAGAUUCCAAAACGGAAGAUAAAAAGUCAUCCCCCACCAAGAAUGGUGGUGCCGGUCUGCUUGGCUCAGCUCCAGCAAAACCGGCCAAUUCAGUUGUUACUGAUUUGUGGGUGGAAACGAAAACUGCCGACGGCAAAUCGUAUUACUAUCAUGCGAUAAGUCGUGAAACAACUUGGACCCGCCCGGAAGGUCCUAACGUUAAUGUGAUGACACAGGCAGAGGUGGAAGCUCUCAACAAGCAGCAGCUACUACAACCAAAGACAGCUGAACAAAAGGUUGCUGAGAAUGUUGCAAAUACCGCUUCGUCGGGGGUGCCGCCUAGCUCAGCCGCUUUACCCGCCGUCAUUCCAUUGCAUACUGCUGCAAUGACACGUUUCUCCGGGCCACCGCCGUCGUUUGGGAUGGCUCCGUUCGGUAUGCCGCCACCUAAUUUCACCAGCUUUCCUCCCUGGAAUCCACCGGCGGUCAAUAGCGGCCAGAAUUGGGCGAUGGGCCAAACUCUCCCAUUGGACGCAGCCAAGCAAGCCAUGAACGAGAUUAAGCUAAGCGAAAUUGACCCGGCAAUCGUUGCCAAGGCGACGGUUUGGAGUGAACACAACGCACCGGACGGUCGCAUGUUUUAUUACAACGCUUCCAAGGGGGAAAGUGUGUGGGAAAAGCCACAAGCGUUGCGUGAUUUGGAAAAAGCAAAAAUGGCGGUUUGGAGUGCAAGGCAGAAACCCAAAGUACCGCCCUCGGUUCCACCGUUCUUGGCUCCACCGAUACCGCCCCAGAUGCCGAUCAUGUCCUCAAUGCAAACGCCACCGUCCGCCGGACUGAAGAUACAACAGUUCCCAGCACCUCUUGCUACAGCCGUUGGGUCACCUAUGGGAGCUCUAUCCAAUCCGGGCGUGCGACUUCAGCAGAUGCCGGUGGCGGCCGGAGGUGUCGUGUUCGACCCCAUUACCUUUAUGGCGAAGAACGACAAGGCCGUGGCAGAAGAGGAACGAAAGCGAAAGCUGGAACAGGAAAAGAAACGCAAGGAGGACGAAGAAAAGGCUAAGGCAAACAAGCCGCAGGACAAAAGUCGUCCCAUUUCUAGCACUCCGAUCAGCGGCACACCCUGGUGUGUAGUUUGGACCGGCGACGGUCGAGUGUUCUUUUACAACCCUUCGACGCGUACCUCUGUCUGGGAACGGCCGGAUGAUCUGAAGGAGCGGGCCGAUGUUGACAAAGCAGUACUGGUGCCUCCACAGCAGUUGCUCGGCAUUGUUGCAGCUAAGGAUAGUGAGAGGGUUAGCGGCAAAGGGCAACCGUUGACCGGGACAGCUUUCGCAGCUAGUAACACUGCAGCCGAAAGUGACGGCGCCAACAUCGCCAACAGUAGUAGUACUACCAACGAGCCUCGGACAGGCCCCACGGACUCGGAGUCUAGUGGAGAGGAGGAUGGCGAACAGCCGAGCAAAAAAUUAAAAUCCGACCUGGAAGCCGUCAUGAAAUCGACGCAUUCCGCUGGCAGCAAUCGUUCCGGAAACGAUCCGGAAAAGGAAGCAAUAGCGAUGGAAGCGGAGGCUAGGGCAGCCCGAGAGCGAACGCUCAUACCCCUGGAUGUGCGUAUGAAGUCGUUCCGGGAAAUGCUUCGCGAGCUGGAUGUGUCGGCGUUUAGUACGUGGGAAAAAGAGCUCCACAAAAUCGUGUACGACGCACGCUAUCUGCUGCUAACUUCCAAAGAACGCAAGCAAGUUUUCGAAAAAUACGUCAAGGAUCGUGCGGACGAAGAACGCCGCGAGAAGCGUAACAAAAUGCGCCAAAAGCGUGAUGAUUUCCGUGCCCUGAUGGAGUCGGCUCAUUUACAUGGAAAAGCUUCAUUUAGCGAAUUUGCCCAGAAGUAUGGGAAAGAUGAACGGUUCAAAGUGAUUGAAAAGAUCCGCGAGCGUGAAAGCUUAUUUAAUGAGUACAUUGUCGAAGUAAGGAAGCGUGAAAAGGAGGAAAAGCAGCACAGAAAGGAGCAGAUCAAAAAAGACUUUCUUGCUAUGCUACGUGAAAGAGGGGACAUUAAUCGUCAUACACGGUUCAGUGACAUACGCAAGAAAAUAGAAAGCGAUAGCCGUUUCAAAGCAAUCGUAGAACACUCCCAGCGCGAGGAGCUGUUUGAGGAGCACAUCAAAGUGCUGAAGGAAGAGAAACGGAAAGCAAAGGAGAAGGAAAGGGAAAAGGAGCUGAAGGAGCGGAACAACCAUCGCAACGAGCAACAACGCGGUUCGCGCCGAUCGCGAGAUCGUUCCCGUGAUCGGCGAAGUCGUUCUGCUGAGCGGGAUGCAAAUCAAACGGCAAAAGGCACGAACAAUGAGGAUGGUACCGCGGCGAAGGACGAAAGCAAGGAGGACGAGGACGAAGGCGAGGAUUGCAACACGUCCGAUGAGGAUGAAAUCGAGAGGCAGCAGAAGGAACGGGACCGGAAAGCGAGAGCAGAGGCCAGUAUUAAGGAGCGAGAGAAGGAAGUGCAGCGUACGUUGGCCACUCACCUGCGCGAUCGAGACAAGGAGCGGCAGCACCACCAGCGGGACGAAGCGAUGCGUCACUUUAAUGCAUUGCUGGCAGAUCUAGUCCGUAAUGCAGAUCUUACGUGGAAGGAGGUAAAGAAGCUGCUGAAGAAAGACCAUCGCUGGGAACUGAUUGCCAUGCUCGAUCGUGACGAUCGGGAGAGACUGUUCAACGAGCACAUUGCCAAUCUGGUGCGCAAGAAGCGGGACAAGUUUCGCGAGAUGUUGGACGAAAUUCCGUCCCUGGAGCUGACAUCGCAGUGGAAGGAAAUAAAGAAAAUCAUACGCGAUGAUUCACGAUACCUUAAAUACAACAGCAGCGAAAGGGGCGAGCGAGAGUUUCGAGACUACAUCAAAGAUAAAACGGCGAGCGCAAAGCUUGCGUUCCGGGAGCUGCUUCAGGAGUGCAAGUUUAUCACGCAUAAGAGCUUCGAGCUGUACCGCGAAAAUGCGAACCAUCUCCGCGAGGUAGAGGACAUACUGCGCAACGACCGUCGCUAUCUGGUGCUGCACCAUAUAGCGGCCGAACGGACUCAGAUGGUGUUGGCCCAUUUGGAGGAGUUGCACAAGCGUGGACCACCGCCACCGCCGACUGCUAGUGAAUCGUUACGCCGUAAGUAGAUUGGCACAGCAAACCAUCGGGGCACUUGUAUGUGUUGAUUGCGGUAGAGCAGAGUUAGCAAACCAGACUGCGACGACUUUUGUGUGGAUUAAACCGAUUAAAAACGCAUUGGAUUGAAGUAGUUUGGAACCGUAA